Messenger RNA from Pelobates cultripes (western spadefoot toad), 6045 nucleotides. The record is from the annotation of a GenBank genome assembly. NCBI's taxonomy places the organism in Eukaryota, Metazoa, Chordata, Amphibia, Anura, Pelobatidae.
CUAGCCCGUCCCAUGAUUUCCUCUUCACUUGUGGGAUAUUUUGAAAAAGGGAUAGGGCAUCAACUUGUCAAGCAGCUUUUAGUAUUGUUUAAUUCAUACAUGGCUCUGACUGCAGAGGCUGGCACCACUGUUCACCCAUCCAACCUUUCCUGGCAAACAAAGGCAGUUGGAGUACUUGCAGGUAGACAAUCCUCCAUAAAUAUCACAGGUAUGUACAGGGGCAAAUGCUGGAUACAGUCUACAAACAUGUCUCCCUGCUUUUGAAAUUUAAAAUGCAUAGUAUAAAGUAAUAAUGCUUUAUCUUACAUUACAACUGAAUCAUUUUACAUCACUUGAAAUAUAGAUGUACAUUUGUGGCUGUAGCAUUAAUGAAAAUAGGUUGUACAUAAACAUCAAAGAAUAGAGGAAGACACAUUAGCAGAGAGUAACACUGUUUAGGGCCAUACAUUUUAUGCAUUCCACUGUCCACAAUUCAACAUUGGUGUGACACCAAAAUGUGCUUUUUUUCCCAUUUUUUAUUUACGUUUAGACGGCAAGAGACAUAACAUACAGUGCAUAUAUAAGCAUACAUAUUAUACAGGGUGGUCCAAUUUUUAAGAUGACAAUACAAGGUGCCAUCUCCUCAAAAGUGAGAUAGAGGAGAUUAGAGCAUGAAACUGAAAAAAAGAAGAAAUAGCGGAGAAAGAUACCAGAAAGCAGAGAUAGAUAAGAAAGCUGUGAAAAUGAGAACCAGAAGCCCAAUCCACCAAAGGAAAAAAGGGCUAUUUUAAUAUUAGUGCAGCAUCACUAUAGUACCAUUAAUAAUGCAACCAUUUUAAAUGAUGCUUCUAGGGAUCGGGUGCAUGUAUCCAUCCUGGUAAAAUAUUUUUAUAAGUAAAUAAAAUUAGGAUUGGAGUGAAGUUAUGGUAAGAGCAAAAAAAUCGCAUGAUCUUAAUAAGACUUAACAAAAUGUAACAUACAUGACAUUUAAUGCAAACAUUACCAUGCUUUACUUUUUUUUUUUACUUUAGCUUCAAAACGAGUUUUAAUAAAAUUAUAUAGAAAUUGCAAAGGCUUUGCAGAUUGUGACGUGCAAGUUAGUAUAUGUGCCCCUACAAGUAAUCAAUGAGUUAAAUAGUACAGAUGAUUUUCAAGUCUAAAAUAAAUAGCAAACUUUAGCUGAUUGGUUAACUUUUACCUCACAUUUUAUUUUUACAUAUUGAUAGUGUUCAAAUUAGGGAAUCCUUUAGCAAACAGUCGAUCUUGAGUAAAAGGAAUGAUGAUUUAGUUAAAUUGGAAAAAAUUGCAAACCUGUUGCAACCUCACCUUAAACACAUUGCUUCAUAAAAUGAUCCGAGUAGUUAUUUAUCAAGUUAUGUAAAGCAUAGUUAACGAAUAACAAAAAAAUUAAUUGCUGAAGUACUGCAAGUUCAUAUGCAUGUUCAGAUCAGUUACUGCAAUUCUACGACUAAUUCUCUCUGCCAUCACCUGCAUCACCUUCUGAAUAUGUUGGCGCUUUAUAAAUUCCGGUAAGCGUUGUUUAGCAUUUUGAACUAGAAUAGCACCUGUUUUCCCUUGAUAAACCUUUCCUAGUGUGUUCCCAUGGCGAUUGUUCCACUCUUAUAAUUUUAUCCGGGAACUGAUUGUCCCUAAUAAUCCCACAUAUUCCAGAAACUAAGUGUAAUAAUCACAACAAAUUUUCAUCUAAUUCCAAAAUUGCUUUGAUUAUUACAGAUAUGUAUAGUGAUUUAAAAAUAUGUGAUACAUUACACUAUGCUGAAUUAAUUCACUUAACAAUGAAUUGGAAAACAAACUACAAAAUUAGCUGAACUGAAAGCACAUUUUAUUUGGAGAAUUAGUUUUUUCCAACUCUGCAUUUUUCCCCUUACACUUACAAUUUAUUUUUCUGUUUGUCACAAAAAUUAAGACCUUGGCUACAAGUAUAAUAUUUGCCAAUGGUCUAUGUUUUAUUGUUGACUAUUUCCAAAGAAUCUCACGUUUUGUCCAAAUUCCUUAAUGGGAAAAUAUUCUCACAAUUCUAGAUGUGGUUAUUUUAAUAUGAGAUUGUAUCCUGUUCUGAAAUACCUGUUUCCUCUCUUACCAAUAUUUUGGCAAAUCCGUAGUCAGUUAAUUCAGCAUGUUGAUGCUAUAGCUAGGAAGUAGAAUAGAGAAACUCUGUCUUCACUGUUAAUGUUAACCUAUUUCUUACAUUGACCUUGUGAUGAUGUCUAGGUAUUGCAAUGAUGUAUAUGGAACAAUAGUUGAUGAUAAAGUGCUACCCCUUAAACCAGUAUUUAUAAGUAAAUCAAAUAUAAAAAAAAAAAAAACAAUUUUGAAAGGUGUAAUAAUGAACAUUUCUUGAAUGGUUCACUCAAUUACAAUUAAGAAUGUUACUUUCUAAAUAGCUCACAAACAAAAUUUAUUAUGGAAACCCUAAAUUGAAAGAUUUUGAAACAUUUGUUAAAAUAAGUAAGAUGCCAACUCAAGGCUCCACAUCAAGUUGCUAGUAAGGUACAGGUCCAAUUUAUUUUACAUUUCCCAUUGCAUAACCUUUCCUCUAUGUCAUGUUUUCAAUAUAAAUAUUAGAAAUAUGGUGUGACAGGCAGGGAUGUAUUUACCACAAAGCAAAGAAGGUAUUUGCCUAGGGCGGCACUUUCAGGUGGGUGCCAAAAAAUGCCACCCAAGCUCCCAGAUAAAUGCCUUGUUUGCCUCAUAUUCUGGGGCUGCCCACCUUACUGUGAGUGAGUGUAGCUGUCAGUGUGUGUCUGUGAGUGAGUGGAAGUGUGUGGUUUUUCAGUGAGACUGGGUGUGCCUGUGAGCGUGUGUCAGUAUGUGUAUGUCAUUUUAUGUGUAUCUGAGAAUGUGUGCCUGUCAGUGUGUGUGUGUCUGUCAUUAAAAGUGUGUGUUGGUUAAACCGUGUGUGCCAAUGACUAUAUGUGUGUGCCAAUGACUGUGUAUCUGUCAGUGAGUGUAUAUCAGUGUAUUUAUCAAUGAGGGCAUGUGUCUGUCAGUCAAAAAAAUAGCCUUGACACAAAUUGGGGGGGGGGCAAAUAUAGAUUUUGGGGGUGCCUGAGUUUAGCCGUGCCUACGGCAGCACAAAUCCAAACUACACCACUGGUGACAGGAUUGCAUAUGUACUGCCGCUCAUCCUCAUGUGAUAGGAAUUGUUGGAGGGCAUGCUCAGCAUUUAAAGGCUAUGGUGGUUGCGGUUUUUAUUGCAGCCAUUUUUAGAGGAAAAACAUUUGCUGCCAAGUUUAAGGCACAAUGUAUUGAUAUUGCAUGAAUGUUUUGAUAUUGAGUGAAUAUCAGGUACCCUUUAAAAGAGGACAUGUUUUGCAGCCAGUAAAGGCACAACUAUUUUAAUUUAAAAUAAUAGAAUGCUAUUUUAGGGACCUUUAUAAGUAUUAAAAUGCUUUAACAAGUAGAAGAAUUCUGCUUUACCUGAAUUUACCUACUCACCUGAAUUUAUAGGUAUCAUGAUUUGUACAUUGGAUGUUUCUAUUCAAUGCACAUUUGCUAUUCUCACAUUCUAUGCACAUCUUAGAGGAAUAUUAAUAAACAAUAAAACCAACCAGCUACAUUGAUUAGUUUAGAAAAUACCCAACAUACACACAACACUACCAGAAAAGAUAGUAAACAUUAUACCAUCUGUGUUUUAUGCUAGAAGAUUCACUUACAAAUGUAUAGAUUUUAUAAACAAACUACCAUCAUCUGUCAAAUGGUUGUACACAUGGACCUCUAUCUAUCUAUUAAUCAAGAAUAAGUAUUCAAUUUUCCAUAACUAUUUGCCCAUAAAAUUAUAUAAGGGAUAAAUGUACUAUUUGGAUGAGUGAGCUUAACGGAGCUCCUUAAUAACCUGUAAACUAAAAGUAUUGGAACAUAUUUGACAACAGCUUGGGGAAGCUCAGAUAUACAAAGAGUUUGCGAUGCUUGAAGUGUUUAAUUAUAAUGUGCUGUAUUGGCUAUAGAGUUGUUGUGGUGACACAAAGAUCAGAAGUAUGAAAUAAUUGUGUUCUGUUUCAUAGGAAGAAGAUCUGAUUAUCAUGGGAGAUUGGGAGUUUCUCGAAAAGUUGCUAGACCAAGUGCAAGAGCAUUCUACAGCCAUUGGCAAGAUAUGGCUCAUGGUACUUUUCAUCUUCAGAAUUUUAAUUCUAGGUCUAGCAGGAGAGUCAGUAUGGGGAGAUGAACAAUCAGAUUUCACCUGUAAUACAGAACAGCCUGGAUGUACAAAUGUUUGUUAUGAUAAGGCCUUCCCCAUCUCCCAUGUCCGCUAUUGGGUUCUCCAGUUUCUGUUUGUAAGCACCCCUACCCUGUUCUACCUGGGACAUGUGAUCUACCUAUCUAGAAAAGAGGAGAAACUAAAGCAAAAGGCGAGUGACUUGAGGGCUCUUGAUGAGAAGGAUCAAUGUGUCGAUGAUGCCAUUGCCGUUAUAGAGAAAAAACGUCUAAAAAUUUGCAUUCAAGAAGAUGGGAGAAUAAAGAUCAGAGGAGCCCUCAUGGGUACCUACACAGUGAGUGUCAUUAUGAAAAGUGUAUUUGAAGCUGGUUUUCUUUUAGGUCAAUGGUAUCUCUAUGGCUUUGUGAUGCCUCCACUCUACGUGUGUGAGAGGGCUCCAUGUCCUCACAAGGUGGACUGCUUUGUAUCUCGACCGAUGGAGAAGACUAUCUUCAUAAUUUUCAUGCUGGUUGUGUCACUCAUCUCUCUCUUACUUAAUGUGCUGGAGCUCAUUCAUCUAGUUUGCAAGAGCAUGUUGCAUACCAUGAAGAAGUAUUCUCCCUAUAUCUCCAGCAAUAAGUAUCCCAGAGAUGAUAUGUACCCAGGAAAAUCCCCUGAAAAUUCUGCAAUGCCUUUCCAAGAGAAAUCGUAUCUCUACCUCCCAUCCACUGACAAUAUUUCAUAUCCACCAUACAAGAUGCCAACUGAACAGAAUUGGGUAAAUUUUAAAACAGAGAAUCAGUUGGCCAUGAGUGGUGCAAACCAGUCACAAAUGGGUCAUUACAACCAUAGUGCAUUUACCCCCAUCUCUCCUGAGCCCCACACAGCAGCUCAGAAGCAUCCUAGCAGAGCGAGUAGCUCUGCAUCAAAAAAACAAUACGUUUAAUAAAGCAACUUAUAACAUCACUUCAACCUGGGACUGUAAUGCCAAGCUGGCAAGCACGCAGACAGACUUGACAGCUGACAGCUCCAAGUUACGAGAAAACUUUGGUGGCUUAAACUGCAAAACAGAGAUAAGCUUGCUGCUUCCUGUGAUUUUCAACAAAGGGCUGUGGAAGCCUUGAGGACUGUAGACUUUAAAAGUACAGAAAAACACAGUAAAUAACAAAGCUGGGUUAUCAGGAAAUUUCUUUUAAAAAAGAAAAAAAAAAGAAAAAGGAAUUACAAAGCUUGAAAUGGAAGACUAGUGCCAUGGGCAUUGUGCUAGUUGCGUGCAUUCAUGUCUACACGUUUCCUGUGACCAUUGCUAACUUUGUUUUUGGUUGAAACUUGUUUUGUUGCACUUAGUUAAGAGAGCUUAACUGUGAACUUCAAAUUAUUUAUGUUUUGACUAUUUACAACUAUCCUUAUCCCAGCAUACACUUGUAUCUGGAGCACUUUUAACGUGGAGAGCCAUAAAAAAACUUUGUAAUAGUUUGGAAACAUCUUCAUAUUAAAAUAGUGGAAUGUUUGUAGUGAUCAAAUAAGAUUGUGCAACUGCUGAUCAAUUUUUACAUUAUGGAGAAUUACAUGGUGAAAUGAGAAGUAUAUUGCCAGUCCUAGUUUUGACCCACAUUGUAAUGAUCAACAAGAACUGGUCCAAGAAGAUGUCAUGGAUAGUUUCAACAUUUUCAGCUCCAUGACCGCACAAGUUUCUUCAAACCAAUCUGCUGAAUAUGAAAAAAAAACAUGAGUGAAUGAACAUUGUGACUUUUAUAAAAGUGACUGCACUAUUUCUUCACGUUAGUGAAAUACUUAUUCAGUCAGCAUCAUGUAGAUAAUUGUGACUUGACCUUUGUGUUUAUUUACUUUCUAUUAUGAAAUUUGUCAGGUUUUUUUCUUGAUGGAAAUCAGUUUUAUUUGACAUCAAC